Molecule: messenger RNA, 378 nt
Organism: Puccinia triticina
Lineage: Eukaryota; Fungi; Basidiomycota; Pucciniomycetes; Pucciniales; Pucciniaceae
Exons: 1
Coding region: 1-378 (125 amino acids)
Source: RefSeq, a predicted model, not a curated record
AUGACUGCAAAUUCAUUGAAUGUCUUCAUGCAAAUGGCGAAUAACUAUGAUAUAUUUGAUGAUGAUAAAUGUAUCAAUGAAAAGGAUGGAUUGAUCACAGGAUACGAUGGAAAUGACGGGGAAAGUGCAACCGAAAAAAGCAAUGAAACAGAUGAGGAAGAUGGUAAAGAUGUAACCAAAGGAGGUGAACCUUGUAACACAUUGAAGCGUGUUGGGAACUCAUAUCUUUUGGGGUUUAAAAAGCUUCAAAUUGAAAUUACAAAAGACCCGAGAUUGGAUCGAUUCAAGCGGAACAUGCCUCUCAACGGCCAUUUGCGCGACGAAGACGAUGAUGAGGUUCUGGACCCAGCCGAAGAUUUUCCACGUUAUGAGAUCUGA